AUGUCGGUGACCCCUGAUAUCCUGCAUCAAUUAUAUCAGGGUGUCUUUAAACACCUCGUCUCUUGGUGUCACGACCUUCUAGGGCCUACGGAACUAGACCACCGUCUCCGCUCCCUCCCUCCCGCAUUCGGCGUCCGCCACUUCAAGCACGGGAUCUCCUCGCUGGCGCAGGUAUCCGGGAAAGAACGAAAAGAAAUGGCGAAGGUGCUCUUGGGGUGCCUGAUAGGGAAGAUUCCGAAACCCGUCAUGACCGUGUUUCGCUCACUAUUAGAUUUCAUAUACCUUGCACAGUAUCCUACCCAUGACGAUGACACCCUACGCUACCUCACUGACGCGCUCGACACAUUCCACAAGCAUAAAGAUGUCCUCAUUAAGCUCGGGAUCCGAGAUUCUCUCAAUAUACCGAAGAUCCACAGCCUCCUCCACUAUGCCGAAUCCAUCCGACUCUACGGCACAACGGACAAUUACAAUACUGAAGCAUUCGAGAGACUACACAUCGAUUUCGCAAAAGAUGCGUGGCGCGCAACGAACCAUCGCGAUGAAUUUCCGCAGAUGGUCAAGUGGAUCUCGCGGCGGAGAAGAUCACUAUGCAUUCAGGAGCGUCACCAUGCUCCGGCGUUCAAGACUGCGCUCCUUCGACUGAUCAACGACUUACAGCCGGAAGAGCUCAGACUCAGCCGACGCAACUUGGAGCAGACGUGGUUGCCAUUCGACCGUGUUGACGUCUACCACAGAUUCCGGUUCAAGCGUUACGAACUACUGGACGGCAAGGAGGAUUUCGACGAAGUGAAGGCAGUCCCUGGUGCCACGAGGCAGGGUCGGAAGAAUCGAUUCGACACAGUUGUCGCGUUGCAAAAUGAAGAGGCUGAAUCAACAGGCGUCAGAGGCGACCGGACGGGUCAAGGUAAUCUUCACCUUGCCCAGGAAACUAUCCGCCAUCCAUGGAGGUGGUCCUGCCCUUCGUGGUGGCCAAAAGGGCCACUCGCUUACGUCGAGUGGUAUGCCCCGUUCUCCAGUGCCGCCGACCCUGCGCAUCUUAUGUACACCGUGCGCAAAUCCGCUCCUCGCGCCGACGGCUUACCCCACGCCUCGAUCAUACCUCUCGAACACAUAACUCAAUCUUGCCAACUAGUGCCAUCAUUCCCGGAGGGCCCCAAUGGUGUGGUUCCCGACAAUUGGACGUCAGACAACGUAUUGGACCUCGCGCGUAGCUUUCAUCUGAAUAAUUGGGCAAGUAUGUACAGUUAUCAAACACUCUGGUAG
This is a messenger RNA of Fomitopsis serialis, 1263 nucleotides long. RefSeq lists its product as uncharacterized. The transcript has 3 exons. NCBI's taxonomy places the organism in Eukaryota, Fungi, Basidiomycota, Agaricomycetes, Polyporales, Fomitopsidaceae. Bases 1 to 1263 code for a protein of 420 amino acids. The record is from RefSeq and is a predicted model, not a curated record.